AUGUCAUCCCUUGCUUUUAGAUCUUUAAGAAAUGGAUUAGGAUUAAAGAGUUCUGUUAGAACUUUAUCCACCACUACUUCUGCAUUGGCUAAGUAUGAUCAGCCAGAUUACAGCAGUUACUUAAACAAUAGAUCUCAAGAAAAGAACCGUAACUUCACUUACUUCAUGGUUGGUUCUAUGGGAUUAUUGGGUACUGUUGGUGCCAAAUCCACCGUUGAAUCGUUUUUAUCUUCUUUAUCUGCAUCUGCUGAUGUUUUAGCUAUGGCUAAGGUUGAAGUUAAGUUGGGUGCUAUUCCAGAAGGUAAGAACGUCAUUGUUAAGUGGCAAGGUAAGCCAGUUUUCAUCAGACACAGAACACAAGAUGAAAUCGACGAGGCUAACCAAGUCCAAGUUUCUAACUUGAGAGACCCACAAACUGAUGCUGACCGUGUCAAGAAGCCAGAAUGGUUAGUUAUGUUGGGUAUCUGUACGCACUUGGGUUGUGUUCCAAUCGGUGAAGCCGGUGAUUUUGGUGGUUGGUUCUGUCCUUGUCAUGGUUCUCACUACGAUAUCUCUGGUAGAAUUAGAAGAGGUCCAGCUCCAUUGAACUUGGAAAUUCCAGCUUACGAUUUCACUGAUGACGAAACCUUGAUGGUUGGUUAA
Molecule: messenger RNA, 642 nt
Organism: Debaryomyces fabryi
Lineage: Eukaryota; Fungi; Ascomycota; Pichiomycetes; Serinales; Debaryomycetaceae
Gene: RIP1
Product: ubiquinol--cytochrome-c reductase catalytic subunit
Exons: 2
Coding region: 1-642 (213 amino acids)
Biological process (GO): mitochondrial electron transport, ubiquinol to cytochrome c
Cellular component (GO): membrane
Molecular function (GO): quinol-cytochrome-c reductase activity; 2 iron, 2 sulfur cluster binding
Source: RefSeq, a predicted model, not a curated record